AUGGAGAUCGAGAUGACCUUCACGGGGGCGGUCGUACCGCCAUGCAAUAUUAAUAUAACUGUGGAGGAGGAUGCGCGGAUGAAGAUGGCGAGGCGGGAGCUGCAGACACAAUCUCGAUUGCAGACACAGUUGAGUUUAAUGCCCCUGGGGGCGUGUGCUGCGAGAGUCACGCUGGGUCACGCUGGCGGGGGGCCGCCGCCCCCCCCCCCCUGGGGUCACGCUGGCGGGGGGCCGCCGCCCCCCCCCCUGGGUCACGCUGGCGGGGGGCCGCCGCACCCCGCCACGGGUCACGCUGGGCGGGGGGCCGCCGCCCCCCCGCCCCGGGUCACGCUGGCGGGGGGCCGCCGCCCCCCCGCCCCGGGUCACGCGGGCGGGGGGGCCGCCGCCCCCCGCCCCGGGGUCACGCUGGCGGGGGGGCCGCCGCCCCCCGCCCCCGGGUCACGCUGGCGGGGGGCCGCCCGCCCCCCGCCCCGGGUCACGCUGGCGGGGGGCCGCCGCCCCCCCGCCCCGGGUCACGCUGGCGGGGGGCCGCCGCCCCCCCGCCCCGGGUCACGCUGGCGGGGGGCCGCCGCCCCCCGCCCCGGGUCACGCUGGCGGGGGGCCGCCGCCCCCCCGCCCCGGGUCACGCUGGCGGGGGGCCGCCGCCCCCCGCCCCGGGUCACGCUGGCGGGGGGCCGCCGCCCCCCGCCCCGGGUCACGCUGGCGGGGGGGCCGCCGCCCCCCCGCCCCGGGUCACGCUGGCGGGGGGCCGCCGCCCCCUCCCCGCCCCGGGUCACGCUGGCGGGGGGCCGCCGCCCGCCCCCCCCCCCCUCCCCGCCCCGGGUCACGCUGGCGGGGGGGCCGCCGCCCCCUCCCCGCCCCGGGUCACGCUGGCGGGGGGGCCGCCGCCCCCUCCCCGCCCCGGGUCACGCUGGCGGGGGGCCGCCGCCCCCCUCCCCGCCCCGGGUCACGCUGGCGGGGGGCCGCCGCCCCCUCCCCGCCCCGGGUCACGCUGGCGGGGGGCCGCCGCCCCCCCCCCGCCCCGGGUCACGCUGGCGGGGGGCCGCCGCCCCCUCCCCGCCCCGGGUCACGCUGGCGGGGGGGCCGCCGCCCCCUCCCCGCCCCGGGUCACGCUGGCGGGGGGGCCGCCGCCCCCCUCCCCGCCCCGGGUCACGCUGGCGGGGGGGCCGCCGCCCCCUCCCCGCCCCGGGUCACGCUGGCGGGGGGCCGCCGCCCCCUCCCCGCCCCGGGUCACGCUGGCGGGGGGCCGCCGCCCCCUCCCCGCCCCGGGUCACGCUGGCGGGGGGCCGCCGCCCCCCUCCCCCGCCCCGGGUCACGCUGGCGGGGGGGCCGCCGCCCCCCUCCCCGCCCCGGGUCACGCUGGCGGGGGCGUGGAGGGGGUGGGCAGGAAUUCGCCCCGCUAUCGGGUCGUCGUCGUCGUCGUCGUCGUCGUCGUCGUCGUCGUCAAAGUUGGGAUACUGGUUGGUGAAGGUAGACACCCCCACUGCUUGCAUUGUAUGGCCAGUACCAUCGGGGCAGAGACGAAAACGCAACGUCGACAACGGUGGUCAGACGCAGCAUGGACCGUGA
Messenger RNA from Schistocerca serialis cubense, 1569 nucleotides. RefSeq lists its product as uncharacterized. The transcript has 4 exons. The coding region runs from base 1 to 1569 and encodes 522 amino acids. NCBI's taxonomy places the organism in Eukaryota, Metazoa, Arthropoda, Insecta, Orthoptera, Acrididae. The record is from RefSeq and is a predicted model, not a curated record.